GACUUGACGGCAAGGACGAGCAAGCCCUGUGCUCUAGGCCUCCGGGACUACUUCCCCUACUGGCACCAAGGCGGGCAGCAUGGGCCUUUCGGCAAACCCCUCCUAGUGGACACCCGGGAUCAUCAUCGCCACCACAUCUUCUUCGACGACAACAUCCUCUUGGAUGACUUGGACACAAAGAUCGUAGAUGUGCGAGACAAGACCGGGCGGGAGAUCUGGCCCGUCUAUGCGCAGCGAUACUAUCUCUGCCGGGCGGAGCCUCUGCUGGCGAUCUUGGACGACAGCUACUACGUACGAAAGGUCGAACA
Molecule: messenger RNA, 308 nt
Organism: Symbiodinium sp. CCMP2456
Lineage: Eukaryota; Dinophyceae; Suessiales; Symbiodiniaceae
Source: the annotation of a GenBank genome assembly